UAAACUUUCUUUAUAAAUUGUAAAGUUCCCCCACUCAGAAAAAAAGAAAAUACUAUACUUCUUAAAAUCUCUCAAGCGUCCUACAAAGAAACUUGGAUCCAAUGGAUGUCCUUGAAUUUUCUUUUUCUCUCUUGAUUAUCAUCAUGUUUUUCUCUUAUUCUACAUGGUACAUCACAAAAAGAUGGUUGAAAAGCUCAAUACCAACAAAUUGGCCUCUCCUUGGAAUGUUACCUGGCCUUAUACGAAAUGCUCAUCGUAUCCAUGAAUUUGUAACUGCUUUUCUUGGAGAAACAGGAGGCACUUUUGAGUUCCAUGGUCCUAUUCUUUCCAAUUUGAACAUGUUAAUUACUAGUGAUCCUUCAAAUAUCCAUCAUAUCCUUAGUAGAAAUUUCUCAAACUAUCCAAAGGGUCUUGAGUUCCGAGAAAUUUUCGAUAUAUUGGGAAAUGGAAUCUUCAAUGUUGAUUCUGAACUAUGGGAGAUUCAUAGGAAAACCACCAUGUCCUUAAUGAGCCACGCAAAAUUCCAAACUUUGUUGGAGAGAAACAUGAGGGACACUAUCGAAAACGGGCUCGUACCAAUUCUUGAUGCUUUUGCAAAACAAGGCGCCCCGCUUGAUUUGCAAGACGUUUUUCAGAGAUUUACGUUUGAUGCUAUCAGCAAAUUGUUACUUGACCAUGAUCCAAGAAGUUUAUCUAUUGGUUUACCUUAUGUUCCAUGUGAAAAGGCGUUCAACGAUGUUGUGGAUGCACUUUUGUAUCGACAUAUAUUGCCACAAAGUUGUUGGAAAUUGCAAAAAUGGCUUCGAAUUGGUAAAGAGAAAAAGCUCAUUCAAGCAUGGGAAGCUUUUGAUGAGUUCUUAUAUCCGUGCAUUUCACGUAAACAAGAAGAGCUGAUGCAUAAAACAAUCAAAGAGGAGGAUUUCGACUUAUUUACUGCUUAUACUAAAGCAUACAAUCAGUGGAAUAAUGGAGAUAAUUCAGGCAACGUACAAGAAUUUCUAAGGGACACUUUCUUGAAUUUGAUGUUCGCUGGAAGAGACACCACAAGUGCAGCUCUCACUUGGUUUUUUUGGUUCUUAGCUAAAAAUCCCUUAGUAGAGAAAAAGAUUAGGGAAGAAAUUCAACAACAAUUGCAUCUAAAAGAAGAUGAAAUUCUCAAGCAUUUCAACAUAGAGGAGACAAGAAAAUUGGUCUAUCUACAUGGUGCUUUAUGUGAAACUCUAAGGUUCUUUCCUUCAGUUUCAUUAGAACAUAAACUUCCACUUGAACUUGACAUUCUCCCGAGUGGUCACCGUGUUAGUCCAAACACGAGAAUUGUGCUAUCGUUCUAUACAAUGGGGAGAAUGGAGACUAUAUGGGGAAAAGAUUGUUUAGAAUUUAAGCCAGAAAGAUGGAUUUCAGAGCGAGGAAGGAUCAAACAUGAGCCAUCUUUCAAAUUUCCAGCAUUUAAUGCGGGCCCGAGAACUUGUUUAGGGAAAGAAAUGGCAUUCAUUCAGAUGAAAAUGGUGGCAGCCACCCUCAUAUACAAUUACCAUAUCGAACUAGUGCAACCUCAAAUAAUUUCUCCUACUCCUUCUAUUAUCGUUCAAGUGAAAAAUGGUCUGAAAGUUAUGCUCGUUAAAAGGGUUCAUCUCCAGUCUAGCUAAGUGGCCAAUGAUAAAUUGUAGUACCUUAAUCAAAAUAAAAUGUGUUAACUGAUACCAAAUGCGUGUAUCUAAUUUAAAGAAUUCAAAUAAAGUUUUCUUGCUCUUUAUCAAGUCGAAGUAUGUUUAUUGCGUAGAACACGUCCACAUCUACUGUAAGAUCCAAAGCCGUAUACUAAUCUUUGGGACUUGUCCCUUUGUUCUUA
This is a messenger RNA of Lycium barbarum (goji berry), 1849 nucleotides long. RefSeq names its product alkane hydroxylase MAH1-like. Bases 102 to 1646 code for a protein of 514 amino acids. Lineage: Eukaryota; Viridiplantae; Streptophyta; Magnoliopsida; Solanales; Solanaceae. The record is from RefSeq and is a predicted model, not a curated record. Gene Ontology annotation, molecular function: monooxygenase activity; oxidoreductase activity, acting on paired donors, with incorporation or reduction of molecular oxygen; heme binding. The transcript has a single exon.